Molecule: messenger RNA, 1149 nt
Organism: Bipolaris sorokiniana ND90Pr
Lineage: Eukaryota; Fungi; Ascomycota; Dothideomycetes; Pleosporales; Pleosporaceae
Exons: 3
Coding region: 1-1149 (382 amino acids)
Biological process (GO): actin filament polymerization
Cellular component (GO): actin filament; cytoplasm
Molecular function (GO): microtubule binding; actin binding
Source: RefSeq, a predicted model, not a curated record
AUGAAAGGCGGGUGGCAUAGCUCAGAAGUGAAGCGGGACGAUCAAUUUGUAGACCACUGGGUGAAAAAAGCAAACAAAGAGCUAGCUAGUACCGAUCCAAACCCAGAGCCUCCCCUCACAAGAGAACACAAUGGUACCGAGCAAAACGGUUUAGGUCGUACAGAAAGCCGCAGAAUACCAGAACGUGGUGGGAAACGUAUAAGCCCAGUUCAAUACCAGGCUAUACAACCACCUCCUCCUCCGCCCUCAGCACCACCUAGUAGCAUGCAGGCUAUGACCUUCCAUACCUCUUUCAAUCCAUAUUCCCAACCAUCGCCUCCCCCUCCGCCUCCACCUCCUCCUCCUCCUCCUCCUCCUCCUCCUCCACCGCCACCGCCACCUCCAGCAUCAUUCGACCACCUCCCCUUCCUCCCAGAAUGGGAAGUUAACACAGCCCACCAAUUCAUCCCCGCACGCUCCCUCGGCGUACCCACCAACGACAUCUCCAGCCACAUAGUCCGCAUCGUGCCUUUCCGACGCAACGUCUUCCUAAUGCGUCACCAAGCCUAUGCUGCCGACUACCAAGAAUACGAGUGGCUCUUCCGCCAUGCAGACACAGGCAUCUGGUACGAGAAGCCCAGCAAGUCGUCUUCCUCCAAGCACCACCCCAAGCGUGACGACGAGCCCUUUUCAACACCCCAGGACAAGGUCCUUGCUGUGCCCAACGCAAAGCCUUUGAGUCUUGAACUACCCAAGGUAUGGGCCUCUGCUGCUCUUACUACCUUACUCGACGACGUCAGUCGCGGGACCGAUGCCGCUAGCUCCAGCGGCUCCCAGUACCAAAGUACUAGUCUCGCGCAGUCUGAUAGUAUGCCACUCGUCUACUGCCUAGUCAUCAGCACCUUUGACGCCGACCACACCUUUCCGCCACAAGUGCAUUACAAAGGUCGCCAUAUCUACAAGCUGAUCAAGUGCGGGAGCCGCGAAGCUGCGGUUCUCGAGGCGUUUUAUGCGGCGGGUGUGCAUGGCUGGAAUGUCCUGUUCACGUGCGUUAUGCGGCUUGGGGAGGAGUUUGAGGAUAAGGCUGGGAAGGCGAUGAAGGUGAGGUUGGCGCAGUUGGCGAGGGGGGAGAGUGAGGGGGAGAAGGAGGGUGUUAGCUUGUUUUACUAA